AAUCAUGCCUGAACCAGCGAAAUCCGCGCCCAAGAAGGGCUCUAAGAAAGCCGUCGCUAAGACUCCUGGAAAAGGAGGAAAGAAGCGCAGAAAGUCCAGGAAGGAGAGUUACGCUAUCUACGUGUACAAAGUCCUGAAGCAGGUUCAUCCUGACACCGGUAUCUCCUCUAAGGCCAUGGGCAUCAUGAACUCUUUCGUCAACGACAUCUUUGAGCGCAUCGCCGGUGAGUCUUCUCGUCUCGCUCACUACAACAAGCGCUCCACCAUCACAUCCAGAGAGAUCCAGACCGCCGUUCGUCUUCUGCUGCCCGGUGAGCUGGCCAAACACGCCGUGUCUGAGGGGACAAAAGCCGUAACAAAGUACACCAGCUCCAAGUAAACUCCCGCUUAAAGCUCCCAACACCCCAAAGGCUCUUUUAAGAGCCACCCACUUUCUCGGAAAAAGCGCUUUCCUUUUUAGUGAAACGUGUUUGUUAACCACGUGGUAAUUUAGUACAACGUUCACAUAACCAGAAUGUGAAUUUUCGUUGAGUGGUGCGCUGUUUGACACCAAGGCAUCGCUAUAUGGGGAAGCUGCACACCUGGAGCAGGCCGUUUUACGCCCCUGUUGUUCCUUAUUUGUCCAGUAGGGGAGUUGAACGACAAAAUACAAUAUUUGUAACCGACUCGCUGUUAAACAAAAAUGUAAUGGUCUAUGUGUAAGAUUAAAAGAAAAAUGAAUAAAACUGAAACU
This is a messenger RNA of Triplophysa rosa, 733 nucleotides long. Its product is annotated as histone H2B-like. The record is from RefSeq and is a predicted model, not a curated record. NCBI's taxonomy places the organism in Eukaryota, Metazoa, Chordata, Actinopteri, Cypriniformes, Nemacheilidae. The transcript has a single exon. Gene Ontology annotation, cellular component: nucleosome. Bases 5 to 379 code for a protein of 124 amino acids. Gene Ontology annotation, molecular function: structural constituent of chromatin; DNA binding; protein heterodimerization activity.